Podospora pseudocomata is the source of this 2100-nucleotide messenger RNA. RefSeq lists its product as uncharacterized. Gene Ontology annotation, molecular function: translation initiation factor activity. Gene Ontology annotation, biological process: cytoplasmic translational initiation. Bases 1 to 1665 code for a protein of 554 amino acids. The record is from RefSeq and is a predicted model, not a curated record. Lineage: Eukaryota; Fungi; Ascomycota; Sordariomycetes; Sordariales; Podosporaceae. Gene Ontology annotation, cellular component: cytoplasm; eukaryotic translation initiation factor 3 complex. The transcript has 2 exons.
AUGGCAUUGAAUGCGGGGCAACAAGAUUCUGCCGCCUCAGGGUUUGACAAGGCAAAAGCAGCAGAGGGCCAGGAAUCGACAAAGAAAGUGCUCCCACCAGUCCGAACCCUCCCGCCGGGCCCCCUACCGCCCUACGAGUCUCUGGAUGCGAUUUCUCCGCCAGCAAUACCAGAAGAUUUUCACGAUAUCGGUCGGUCCAAGCCCCUCUCUGACCUCCAUUCCGACCGUACCCCGUCCGAUUUGAGCGACUACUCGGACCACAACACUACCAAGUACACCGACUCGGUCGUCAAAGGCGCCGCACUUUUUCUCGAAUUUUACGGCUUAUCCUACACCCCCCACGCCGACAACACCGCGAGAAUGGCUUCCCCUCAGCUGAUUUUUGUCGAUGGCACCUUCGCCGAGCUGGCCCAGGAGAUGGCCGACUACAUUCAGGCCAACUCAGCCAAGACUGAACAUGCCGUCCAGGUUGGCGACGAGGUCAGACCUCUGUUGGAGAAGGAGAAGAACGAGGAUGCUCUCGAGGCUAUCGUCAAGGCCUCCGGCGUAUUGAAUACGGUUCCCGAAAAGGAGUUCACUGGUGCCAUCAACCUCCUUAUCCACCUUGUCCUCCAGUCCAACGAGCCCAAGAGACAUCUUCCUGCUGUCUGCAGCAACCUUCUCAAGCCCAUCACAUCCUCGCCAAGCCACGGCUUCACCCUUGCCGCGAGUGCCCUCAGCACCAUCUUCAACCUCCUGGACAAGACGAACCCCGUCCGGUACAAUGUUUUCUUGCAGAUCAUCCGCUUCAUUCGCCAACACGGCCAGUACGAGCUUCUCAAGCCCCGGUUAAAGAACUUGGAGGCGUGGUUUGCCGAUUGGGAGACCAACGCGGAGGAUCAGCGCAAGCUCUAUAUCGAUGUGGCUGAUGCCGCUGCUGAGGCCGGCGAUGAUGAGGAGUCAUACCACUACAUUCUGAAAGCCCUCUCCACCUUUGAGCGCGAGGAAGCCGAGGGUGAGGAGGCCCAGAAGUAUUCUCUCAAGGCUCUCAAGAUGGCCAUUUCUUCCCCCACCCGGUUCGACUUCCAGGAUCUCCGUGCCCUCCCAAGCGUUCAGGCGCUUAGCGACUCUCAGCCCAUCUACUCUCAGCUUCUCGACAUCUUCACUGAGCAAGAUCUUGAGGACUACAACGACUUCAGAGAGGAGCACGAGGGUUGGAUCGAGAAGGAGAAGCUUGACCACGAGAAGCUGCAGCGCAAGAUGCGCCUGCUUACUUUCGCCAGUCUCGCCGCCAGCACGCCCAACCGCGAGAUCCCCUACGCCAACAUCGCUAAGGCUCUCCAGAUCCCCUCCGAGGACGUUGAGAUGUGGACAAUCGACGUUGUCCGCGCCAAGCUUGUCGAGGGCAGACUGUCUCAGAAGCAAAAGGUCUUCCUUGUCCACAGAACCACCUACCGUGUUUUCGGUGAGAAGCAGUGGCGCGAGUUGGGCACGAGAAUCGACCAAUUCAAGCUGGUUGUUGACCGUCUCACCAGCACUGUGCGCAGGGCCCAGGCUGAGGUUGAGCAGGCGAGGAAGGCCGAGGAGGAGCAGCUUGCUAAGAAGCUCGCUGGCGCUGGUAUCAGCAGUGGUAACCCGGGCGACCGUCGCCGCCAGCCAAGGCAGCGGACGGAUGAUGAUGAUUGAACGCGUGCACAGUUUUCGGGACAUUUCGGGAUAUGAGGUGGCAUCAGGGACAUGGCAUAUGAUCUCUCUUUGGGGCGACCUAGAGUAAUUAACUUGGUUUGGCCCUUUCUGGCGUUGAGAACCAAAAUGGCUGGGCGGGGUUUAUAUCUAGACUCCUUUUUAAACGGGUUGCUUUUAUUACAUCCACGCGAGUAGAUAUCCAGGGUCCCAUAAAAUUCAUCACUUUGGCUGCAAAACAACGGGUUGGGCUGGGAUUAGAGGGCGUGCUGAGUGACAUGGACAUAGCGAUUCCUGCGUUGCAUAUUUAAACAAUCAUAGUUCAGAGUUGAUUCCUCUCAUGUGAAGAGUGAUCGGUACCUACUCUGAGCAUCGUGUGCCACUGCAGCUGCGGUCAAUAUGUUCCUGUAGAGGACAUAAUCUCUUCUACGUCUCUAC